Messenger RNA from Geodia barretti, 864 nucleotides. The record is from the annotation of a GenBank genome assembly. NCBI's taxonomy places the organism in Eukaryota, Metazoa, Porifera, Demospongiae, Tetractinellida, Geodiidae.
AUGCUGGAGCAUGAUGUCCUGGUAAUUGGUGCUGGACUUGCUGGUAUGAGGGCAGCCAUUGCUGCUCGAGCCAACGGCUCCAACACCGCGAUUGUCAGUAAAGUUCACCCCGUCCGGAGCCACUCGAACGCGGCCCAGGGCGGUAUCAACGCGGCCCUCACCGACCGAGGCGACGACUGGGAAGACCACGCCUACGACACGGUCAAGGGAAGCGAUUUCCUCGGCGAUCAGGACGCCAUCGAAGUGAUGUGCAAGGCCGCAGGCCGGGCGCUGAUCGACAUGGAGCACUUCGGCGUCACCUUCAAUCGCGACGACGAGGGCUAUCUCGGCACCCGCGCCUUCGGCGGACAGCGCCGGGCACGCACUUUCUUCGUGGGCGACUUCACCGGACAGGCACUGCUGCACGUGAUGUUCGAGCAGCUCAUCAAGUCCGGCGUCCGUCGCUAUGAGGAAUGGUUCGUGACCUCCCUGAUCAUUGAGGACGGCCAGGUCUGUGGCGUUAUGGCGCUGGACAUCCGCACCGGGCAGAUAUACGCCAUCCGGGCCAAGACCGUCAUCUUUGCCACCGGUGGCCUUGGGCGGAUUUUCGAGCCGAGCACCAACGCGCUGAUUGUUACCGGCGACGGGAUGGCCCUGGCCUACAAUGCUGGCGCCCAGCUGAUGGACAUGGAGAUGGUGCAGUACCAUCCCACCACCCUGGCGGGCAGCGGCGUGCUGAUUUCCGAGGCGGCCCGCGGUGAGGGCGCAUACCUGCUGGACAAAGACGGCAACCGCUUUAUGGAGAAGUACGCUCCAAACAUGAUGGAGCUCGCCUCCCGCGACGUGGUUUCCCGCUCAGAGCAGACGGAAAUCAAAUGCCGGUAA